Pterocles gutturalis (yellow-throated sandgrouse) is the source of this 2068-nucleotide messenger RNA. RefSeq lists its product as uncharacterized. Gene Ontology annotation, biological process: synaptic vesicle endocytosis. The record is from RefSeq and is a predicted model, not a curated record. Lineage: Eukaryota; Metazoa; Chordata; Aves; Pterocliformes; Pteroclidae. The transcript is spliced from 8 exons. The annotation marks the transcript as partial.
AGUGAUGGUCUUCCUGCUUUAGUAACCUUAAAGAAAGGUCUUGUUGCCUUAGCAAGGCAAUGGAUGAAGUUCAUUGUGGUGACCCCAGCCUUUAAAGGAGUCAGUUUGCACAGACCAGCUCAGCCAGUUAAAUUACAGACAAAUGCCUACCAUGAGCAUGAGGAUGGGCUUGGAUUAGACAAUGGAGGGGGUCUUCAGAGUGACACAAGUGCCGAUGGAGCCGAGUUUGAAUUUGAUGCAGCUACUGUCAGUGAGCAUACAAUGCUCUUAGAAGGAACAGCUCAUCGUCCUCCACCUGCUGGUGGCUCUUCUGGGCCUGUAACUGGCGCCGAGAUCAUGAGGAAAUUAUCCAAGACACACACUCACAGUGAUUCUGUUCUGAAAAUAAAGGGUAUACAUCCGUAUCAUUCCUUAAGUUAUACUAGUGGAGAUACAGCUACAGAUUCACCAGUGCACGUUGGCCGUUCGGGAAUGGCAGUCAAAGAAAGUCCAAGAAAAGAGAGUCUGCUCAGCUAUCUUACUGGGAGUUUUCCUAGCCUGCAUAAUCUUUUGGAAGGGACUCCUCAAAGAAGUACAACUGCAGUUAAAAGUAGUUCUUUAACAAGAACAGGAAAUACUAUGGCCACAGACAUGUUAUCUGAACAUCCUUUGCUGUCUGAACCAUCUUCUGUGAGUUUCUAUAACUGGAUGUCAAAUGCUGUGGGCAACAGGGGAAGUGUGGUACAAGAAAGUCCGGCCACCAAAUCUGGACACAACAGUCUUCCAACAGGUGUGGCACCCAAUCUCCCUACCAUACCCUCUGCUUCAGACUUCAACACAGUUUUGUCUAGUGACCAGAACACCCUGGAUGGCACACACUCCCAGCACAGCACCAGUCAGGAUGACAUUGCAGGUGUAGAGGAGGGUAACCAGGGUUUUCCUGCUGUCCAGCUAGCAGAUGCACAGGUUGUUUUCAAGCCUCUUCUGAGUUACACGGGAAUUCAGUCACAAGAUGCAAUGCCACUCUGCUACAGGAUGUAUUUUGGAGAGUACCUUUCAUUCUCAGGAACUUUGGACUGCCUAAGAGCAGAUAUUGUUGAUUCAGAUACAGCAAAGGAAAGAAAAAGCAAGCGAGCUCGGAGGCAAGGAGCUGUCAAUCUUCCUCCUCUUGAAUUCAAACCAGCUUUGAUGUUAGAAACUUUCAGUAUUAGUGCUGUUGUAAUGGAGAAAUCCAUGUGCACACCUCAUAACUCUGCCAAUGCCCUUUCUUUUCAUGACUUGAAUAAACGCUAUUAUAAUACUUUCCACUGUAAUUUUACAAUUUCUUGCCAGUCCAUAAGCCAGCAUGUAGACAUGGCACUGGUUCGUCUUAUUCACCAGUUCAGCACAAUGAUUGAUGAUAUCAAAGCCACGCAGACGGACAUCAAACUUAGCAGAUAUACAGCUGGAUCGGCCUCUCCAACACCUACUUUUAAAACCCGCAAACACAGAGACUUCCGCUCUUCUGAUUUCAGCCGAAGCUCUCGAGGAAGUCUUAACGGAGGUAACAGGGUGAACAACACCAAGAACAAGCGAACAAACAAUGAGAACAAUAAAAAAGAAUCUCGAAACAAGAAUUCCUUGGGGAGGUCAGAAAGAAGAACUUCUAAAGUGUCCAGGAAAGGUUCAAAGGACGUAGUUGACCACAUGACUAUUCAUAUGGAUGACUCGGACUCUAUUACUGUGUCAGAACAGAGCGAACCUUCUGCUGAGUGCUGGCAAAACAUGUAUAAACUGUUGAACUUCUAUUCACUCAUUUCUGACCCAACCGGGAUUUUAGAAAAGUCUUCUGAAACUUUCGGGCCAACAGGUGUUCGAAGCCCAACUGAACCUGCUUGUAGAGUGGUGUUUGAGAAUGAGCAGGAUAAUGGCAGAGACACCCAGAGGAAGCGCAGCCUGGUGACUUCGGAGCCACAGCACGUGACUCUCGUAGUCUUUGGAAUAGGCAUGGUGAACCGAACCCACCUGGAGGCAGACAUUGGUGGUCUGACAAUGGAAUCUGAACUGAAGAGAAUUCAUGGCAGUUUCACCCUGAAAGAAAAAAUGAAAG